Nanorana parkeri is the source of this 2249-nucleotide messenger RNA. RefSeq names its product NUFIP2, FMR1 interacting protein 2 (gene NUFIP2). Lineage: Eukaryota; Metazoa; Chordata; Amphibia; Anura; Dicroglossidae. Gene Ontology annotation, cellular component: cytoplasmic stress granule; nucleoplasm. The transcript is spliced from 4 exons. The coding region runs from base 104 to 2101 and encodes 665 amino acids. The record is from RefSeq and is a predicted model, not a curated record. Gene Ontology annotation, molecular function: RNA binding.
CAACCGGCUUGUCCUAGUGAAAGAGGCACAUCUGCACUCUCCCAUCUAGAGAGAGGGGGCUCUGUGCUCUGGAUCCAGCACAGGGGGAGCCCAGACACUUUCAAUGGAGGAGCAGCCUGGCCAGCAGCACCACCACCACCAUCAUCACCACAACUACCACCACCAUCAUCACCACCACCUCCACUCACAGCCUUCACACAGCACCUACUACUACUACACCCCAAGCGUGCAGCAUGGAGCAGAGGGCAACGUUAAAUAUCAGCCAAAGGCGAUAAAACAUGACAACAAACACGCCCUACAACAUCAGGAAGCACACCAGAAGAAAACAGGGCAUGGAGAGAUAAAUGGUACUACAGGUGAUCGUCACAACCCUACAAGGAUCCUGGGUUCUGAGAAAUCCGCAAGCCAGACUGCCACCAGGGUUACGAACGGCAGCCAGCAGAUCACUGCCGACCUUAACACCAAUUCUAGGCACCUGGCUAAGACUAAUAAUUUUGGCAAAACGAGUAACAAGACUAAAACUUUGCUCCAAAAAAACAGUAUGGACAAAAAGAAUGAAAAGACUUAUGAAAGCAAACCUAAAGAUAUCAAAUGCACAGAGAAAGUGGAGGCUGGGCUUAUUCAAAACGGUUUGCUUUCAAAUAACUCUGGUUUUAUAACGAAUGGCUAUGUGAGCAAAGGUGCAGAUAAUGAUGGCAGUGGAUCUGAGAGUGGAUAUGCCACACCCAAAAAAAGGAAAGCCAAGUGUACCAAUGCCAAGCCUGCUGAGAGCUCCAACCUUCUGACUGGCAAAAUGUCAGACUCUGAUAUGAAGCUGGAUUCUGAAAAUGUCAAAUCUGAGGGUUUUGCAGAGCAGAAGGGAGUGGCUGGACUGGACAAUGGUAAAGCCUCUUGGAAAUGUGAGUCUGGAUCUACAGGCACCGGUCGGGGAAAACCAAACUCUGGUGAUAUACUGAGGAAAAACUCGGAUGCCAAACCUAUUGCUGGAAAAAAGUUUGAUGACCGGCCCAAAGGGAAAGCCUCCCCAGUCACUUCCUCUAAAGAGGACUCCUGGACACUGUUUAAACCACCUCCUGUUUUCCCAGUUGACAAUAGUAGUGCUAAAAUAGUUCCCAAAAUAAGUUAUGCAAGCAAAGUUAAAGAAAACCUCAACAAAGCAGCCCAGAACAAUCCUGUGUCCUCUUCUUCCCUUCCUUUCUCUUCUCAACCUGGGGAAACUUCAGCUUUGAACUGCGUGUCCCAGGUUCCCAUGUCUGCCAUGAAGUCUGUAUCUACAGUUAACUUUGCCAAUGGCCCCCUUUUAGUAGGCGCUGAUGGGGGUUUUAUGGCUGCUGCUAGUACUGUAUCACACACACUGCCUGGGGGAGCAGAGCCUUCAUCUCUAGAAUCCUCUCUUGCCUCUUCAAAUCCCCCUGAACAAAAGAAAUCUGGCCUUUUUAAAUUUUCUUCAAAUAUGCAACAUGCCCUGCCUGACGUGGUGCAGGGAGAAGCGUCUGGACCGUCAAAUCAACACAGCUUGGGAGAAAUUUUCCAGAAUCAGUGGGGCUUGUCUUUUAUAAAUGAACCCAGUGUUGGCCCUGAGGCUGGAACAGACAAAACAGAGAUUGGGCCAAUGGUCUGGGAGCACCCUACCCCACAGGUUUCACAGGGGGCCGAAGUUGUUUCCUCAGGAAAUGAGCGCUCAGUUUUCCCUAAGGCCUAUGAGCUGGAGAAACGGACUAGCCCUCAAGUUCCCGAUGGUGCCAUGCUGAAAGCAGCUCAUGGGUCAGGGGGAGAUGGGACUGUGUUAUCUUUAGGACCACAGCAUUUAGGAGAGCUGCAAAAGCCUGAAGCUGCUAGCCAGGGUUCAUUAGUGUUUCAGUCCAAGGUCUUGGAAAUAGAAGUAACUCUUCAGACCUCCCUGAAAAACACUUUACAGACCUCCGCCAAAGAUAAGAGGUACCACGGAGAUCUUGAUUGCAAAGAUAGCUGGGGUUCUUUUGACCUGAGGGCUGCUAUUAUCUAUCACACUAAAGAAAUGGAAUCUAUUUUGAACUUGCAAAAACAAGAUCCCAGUAGGAUAAUCACUUAUAAUGAAGCCAUGGACCACCCUGAUCUCUGAGACUACUGCCUUGGGAUUGCUGGCUUUUUUUCCUAAGUCAUUUCAUCAGUGCAUGAGAGACCGUGCCUGGCGAUCAUGCCCCUUUCUUUAAUGUUGCGUGUAACCGCAAAGGAGAGAAAAUAAACAUAAAAGGAACCUAAGUAGAAUC